AUGUCAAUACCCAAAGAUAUUCUCGCUGCUGAAGCGGCGGGCAGAAUUCCCGAUGGCAUACCUCUUGAGUAUCUUGCCCAGUCUCGAGACUAUCCCGCCAUCGUGGGCAUUUUGAUCGUGGUCUGUCUUUCAGCAAUCAUUCUGCUUCUGCGCCUCUACGCGCGAGGGUUUCUCGUCAAGAGACUGGGACUUGAUGACUGGCUGGCUGUCGCGACUAUGGUCCUCUACAUCCCCUUUGUCGUUCUUUCCCUCAUCCUCAUCAAACUGGGCAGUGGUCGGCAUAUCGAGUACAUCCAGUAUGUCCUCUCCAUGUCGACCGUCCGCCAAACCGAAAUCCUCGAUUUUGUCGCACAUAUCUUCUAUACGACCGCCCUCUUUCUGUGCCGCCUGUCCGGUCUUGCCUUUUAUUAUCGUAUCAGUGUCAAACAGAGCAAGCUCCGUCUGGUGAUCAUCGUCGUGGGAGUAAUCAUUUUUGCCGCAUAUUUGCCCCAGCUCUUCCUCCUGAUUUUCCAUUGUCUCCCCGUGACUGGACUUUGGCCCUAUGGCUGGCAGAUAGAGCCAGUCGCCUAUAAGUGUCUCAGUUGGGGUUUGGUCUACUCCGUCAAUUCCGGCGUUUCCCUCGCCUGUGAUGUGAUGAUGUUUAUCAUUCCGGGAAUCUUGAUCCAAAUGUUGCAUACCUCUUUGAGAAAGAAGAUCCAGCUGUCGGCCGUCAUGUUCCCCGGUAUCCUCGUCAUCAUCAUUUCUGCGAUUCGCGUCUGGCUCGUCGUUGAGGGCCAAUGGGCCGCCGAUGGUAGCUGGGCCUACAAUCCCAUGUUGUGUGUUGAGAAUGCCGAAAUCGCCGCAACUCUGAUCGCUCUCUCCGUGCCUGCGUUGAAGCCGCUCUUCGGCAAUAUCUUCGGCCACCUGCGCCUGACCGAGUAUACACCCAGCAACAGUCGCUCUCGCUUCACGUCCCGCCGAACGCAGCCCCGACCACCGAGCGGCGAGGGUUCGACGAACUGCGACGACAAAAAUCUGCUGAAUUGGUCCCAGCGUGGCCAUGAUAAUCAUGAGAUGAUGCCCACGGAGGUCUUUGUGUCUCGUGAUCGGCAAAAUCGGGGCUCUUCGAUCAAUGCAGCCGGCAUUCGGGUGACCAACGAAGUGGACGUUACUCGGACACAGACUGAUCGAUCGCGCUCUCGGGCUUCCACGAGAACUUCGACUUCAUCGCGUGUCCAGACACCACAUCUGCUAUAA
Penicillium oxalicum is the source of this 1236-nucleotide messenger RNA. RefSeq lists its product as uncharacterized. Bases 1 to 1236 code for a protein of 411 amino acids. The transcript has 3 exons. The record is from RefSeq and is a predicted model, not a curated record. Lineage: Eukaryota; Fungi; Ascomycota; Eurotiomycetes; Eurotiales; Aspergillaceae.